Alternaria viburni is the source of this 816-nucleotide messenger RNA. RefSeq lists its product as uncharacterized. Bases 1 to 816 code for a protein of 271 amino acids. Gene Ontology annotation, biological process: transmembrane transport; basic amino acid transport. Lineage: Eukaryota; Fungi; Ascomycota; Dothideomycetes; Pleosporales; Pleosporaceae. Gene Ontology annotation, molecular function: basic amino acid transmembrane transporter activity. The record is from RefSeq and is a predicted model, not a curated record. Gene Ontology annotation, cellular component: fungal-type vacuole membrane. The transcript is spliced from 3 exons.
AUGAGUAUAACGAUCUUCACUGCGCUGUUCGUCCUGGACACUGGCGGCCAGAAAUACGAUUGGAACCACCCCGUCAUCGUCACAUCCGCUUGCGUUGCUGUUAUCGGCGCUGGAACGUUUGUCGUAUACGAACGGUACUUCGCGAAAGAGCCAAUCUUUCCUGUCCAACUACUCACCCGCUACGUUGUUGGCACGUCUUAUGGAAUCCUUCUCCUGCAGAACUUUUCUCAGACCGCACUGAUGUUCAUCAUCCCAAUCUACUUCCAAGUCACCAAUAAUGCAUCGACUGGCGAAGCCGGCGCCUACCUCAUACCCUCUGUGGUUGGAAAUACGGUCGGUGGCCUCCUGACAGGGGCAUGGAUCAAGCGGACUGGAAGUUACAAAGCUCCUACCAUACUAGCGAGUGCCAGCUCGGCACUGUCUUUCACUCUCUUGCUCCUAUUCUGGCAUGGGCAUACCACAGUCUGGGGAUCGCUCCUGAUAUUCCUCGCCGGCUUUGCAACAGGCAUGGCGCAUUCGGCCGUCUUCGUUGGAUUGACAUCCGCAGUGGCGGAGGACGAGGUGGCUAUUGCUGGCUCUGGAUUGUACCUGAGUGGUAACGUGGGGGGCGUUACAGGCGUCAGCGGGGCUGCUGCAGCCUUUCAAAUCGUCUUGCAGAUAGGCCUGAAACAUGCCCUUGAGGGAAGAAAUGACGCAUCGGAGAUAGUCGAGAAGGCAACAUCAGAUAUCGCCUACAUUCAGCAUGUGGGUGAUGGUCUUCGCGAGCUGCUGAUGCCGGCAUAUAUACACGCCACGCAGCAUGUGUUCGGUAAGUAA